AUCACGGCUUCGAGCCGCACACAAAACUAACAUUAGAGCGGUCUGAUUACUUGAGGUUUUGGAGAACAACAUGCCAGCUGAGAAAAUCACACAUAGUGGAGGUAGCCGCAAAGGAAACGAACAUAACGUUCGAGCAAGCAUGGAACAGACAAAUACAAUUGCAGAUGACAACAACAGUACCACUAUGAUCCCCCAUACAAAUACAGAUUCUAAUCCAGGGAACUCUGUUGUUGACCAAGAUAACAAGACAGAAUGUAUAUAUUGCUCCGAGAAUACAGAGUGUGAGUCAGGUCAACGAUCUUGUCAGCAUUGGACUCAAGUGCGCUCAUUUAAUAAUAGACAAGCACAAAAGAAAAAACUCAGAGGACUUCAGAAUGGUCACCCUGAACCUUCUCGUUAUAGCAGUAGUCGAAAUACUAAAGAAAGCAUGAAUAUGCAACGUCAUAUUGCUAAUAGUAAUUCAACUGACGGACUUAGUAUGCGCGAUGCAGCUGAAUCCAAUCCACCCAAUACAACUUCACGCUUCAAAUGUGAUCGACCUUUGCCUUCAAAUAAUAAUAGGAAUAUGUCACAGUCUAAUACGGAAACAACAAAGUCUGUGGCUUCAAAUUCAUCCUCUCCAGCUCCUUCCGUUUCUUCAGACCUUCCAAAUGGACAUGAAUAUGGUGAUAAUAGAACAUUCCCGAGAUAUGCACAUAAGUCAUCACGUUCAUUUCGAUCUGUUAAUCAAAGUGUAGACGCAGAAGACAUAAACACUCCACGCUCAAAUAAUUCUCCUGUCACUACUGGUGGUGGUGGUGGUGGUGCCAACAUGAGGAAUCGACCUAACAUGAAUCGAUCUAGUGUAAAUAUGCCACCUCAGUCUGGGCCAGCCACCAAUGCUCAUCAAAAUGGUCCAUGUGAUCAAUGGCGACGUCCUAGUAAUAAUGGGAGUUGGAGAAGAUCACAUCAUACUCUUCCUUUUGCACCUCGCAAUUCUAACCAGUUUCAUCGUUACAAUGGACCUGGAAAUCAUCCUGUUCGACCACAUCAGAACAAUUUCUCACGGAAUCGUAUUUCUGGUCCUGGAAUGGGAGACUCGCCCCCCACGCAAACAGCAGGCGAUUCUCCAAAUCAUGCUUCCAACGAGUCGAACCCACCACCACCACCACCUGAUAAUAAGAAACAAGAAAAUGUAAAGAAACCACAAACAUCUUGGGCUGCAGCAGUCGCUGUAGGAGUCCAAUCUGAAGAAAAAUUAGGCACGCCUGGAGAUAAUUCACGAAUCCAACUGGUUAACUUCCUUCUAGACCAAUGGCGAUGUUUUGACCGGAAAUCAUCCUAAUUAACAUCCAUCCAAUCCCACCGCUACCACCACAUCCACCAUCCCCCCACCACAACUUUUUUUAAAGUAUGAAUUUUUUUGUACUAACUAUUAAAUAUCCUCCUCUGAUAUUGUUCUGUGUUGAGAGAGAGAUGGGAUGUUUACCUAUGUGUGUAUGUUUGUGUCUAUAAGUUAAAUAAAAAAAAUAGAUCGCAUGAAUUUUGUAUAACUGUCAUAGAUUUAAAGUUUAUGUAAAAAACCCCUUUCAUAUAUAUACAUACAUAUAUAGAUUUGUUUUCAAAAACUCUUUUCGUAUAAUGAUACAUUUCUCCCCCCUUUUUUUCUUUCUUUCUUUCCUUUCUGUCUUGAUCUCUUUUCGCGCGAUUAAUUUGACUGACUAAAAUGAAAAAUUUAUAUUUAAACAAAAAUAACUUCUACAAAAGGAUCCAGUCUUCGGGUAACAUUCCUUAUAUAAUAAUACUCUAUCACUUACUAUUCACUAUCACUGUUAUUCUUCUUCUUAUUAUUAUUAUUACUAUUACUAUUAUUCACUCCCAUAAAAGCCCAUUGUAUAACAAACAGUACAGACGCGUGCGAAUACGGCUAGUAUUGUUUCUCCAGUAAAUUAACUUUUUAAAAAAUGCAGGUCUCUUCUUCUUAUUCUCCUUCUUUCUCUUCCCCAUUCACUUUUUCUUAUGAUCCUGAGGUAAAAAUAAGACACCUUUUUCUCAAUAUUAUAUAUAUAUAUAUAUACACGUAUAUUUUGGCUUUGUAUUUUGAACUGCAUGGUUGAACAUGUUAUACAUAUAAUCGCUUUUAUUACCAUUAUUAUUAUUAUUAUUACUCAUCCCAGAAUAUGACUCUAUUGUGUUUAUCUUCUUUUUUUAAAAAAUUUUCUGUUCUUUGUGAGAAAACACAAUUAAUCGAAAUUCUCUCUCCCUGUCUCUCUUUCUCUGCUUAUAUAUACAUAUAUGUUUGUGUAUUCAAGAGGGGGAGAGAGGUAUUCAACAGCUAAUCUCUUCUGAAAUUUGUUUAUUUUAAAUUAAUUGGAUUUUUUACAUCACAUAGUUCAUAGAGGUCUACACUAACACUACGCAUAAACAAACACAUCCACUUGUACUGCUAAAACCCUUUGAGAAAGUGAGUUUUAACAUGUUAUGUAACAGAGGAAAAGUGAAAGAGAGAAAGAAAGAAGGGGUAAGGAGGGGUGGACGCAUUACAUUACAUUUACAUACAUAUACAUAUGCAUCUUCUCCUUAGCAAUCUUUUGCUUUCUUAUUUUUUAUGCUGUUUUGUGGUUACAUAAAAAGUUGGUAAAAUGCCUAUUAUUAUUAUUAUCAUUAUCGUUAUAUUAUUAUUAAGAUACUUCUUUGGUACCAUUACUACUACCACUAUUACUACUCAUGUCUUACCUUUUGUUCUCUAAAGGUAUACUUUUAUUCGACAUACCUUUUGUUGGUUUUUUUCCUGUCCUCUUUCUUUUGUCCUGUCUCUCUCUCUCUCUCUCGCCGUCUUGCUCUCCCUUUGCGAACAGAUGUGUUUUUCUUUUUCUUCUUUUUUUUGUGGAAAAUUCAGAUAUUUGGAUAACUGUCUUUGUUUUUCCUCUUUUUUUCUCGCUGAUUUAUUCCACGGCUUUCAUGUGAUGCAUUCGAAGUACUCGAAAGGGAAAAAGAGAGAUACAGUGAGCAGUAGUCACGUC
Messenger RNA from Trichobilharzia regenti, 3002 nucleotides. NCBI's taxonomy places the organism in Eukaryota, Metazoa, Platyhelminthes, Trematoda, Strigeidida, Schistosomatidae. The record is from the annotation of a GenBank genome assembly.